Rhipicephalus microplus (southern cattle tick) is the source of this 369-nucleotide messenger RNA. RefSeq names its product cold shock protein 2-like. The record is from RefSeq and is a predicted model, not a curated record. NCBI's taxonomy places the organism in Eukaryota, Metazoa, Arthropoda, Arachnida, Ixodida, Ixodidae.
AUGCAAGCAUCGAUCCUCAUCGUUUUCGCCGUGGCGGCGAUUGCCUCUGCGGGUAUUAUUCUUGACGGCGGCCAUGGUUACGGCGGUGGUGGUGGCUUUGGCGGUGGUGGCUUUGGCGGUGGUGGCGGCGGCGGUGGAGACGACAUUGACGUAGCUUCCAUCUCGUACGUCAAAACGCCCGUUGUGAGCGUAGGCUACGUCGCCAAGCCUGUAGUAAGUUAUGUGGCGAAGCCGGUGGCCACCGUUUCCCACGCCAUCAAGCCCGUUGUAACGUAUACAAGCAUCUCUAGCGGCGGCGGAGGUUUCGGCAGCGGUGGUGGUGGCAGCGGCGACGGUGGUGGCCAUGGAGGAGGAUGGCCCUGGCAUUAG